UCGGCUCCGCAGCGCGCACGUCACUCGCGCGCGCCAAUCGCGGCCUGGCAGGCCAUCCUCCCGCCCGAGCCCGCGAGCCCGCCGGCCGCUUCCGCUCUCACGCAAGCGCAGCAGCCGGGCAGCGGACGCCGGCGGCAGGAUGGUUCUGGACAGCGUGGCCCGCAUCGUGAAGGUGCAGCUGCCCGCCUACCUCAAGCAGCUCCCGGUCCCCGAGAGCAUCACCGGCUUCGCCCGCCUCACAGUUUCAGAAUGGCUCCGCCUGCUGCCCUUCCUUGGUGUGCUUGCGCUUCUCGGCUACCUUGCCGUUCGCCCAUUCUUCCCGAAGAAGAAACAACAGAAGGAUAGCUCGAUUAAUCUGAAAAUACAAAAAGAAAAUCCCAAAGUGGUGAACGAGAUAAACAUUGAAGAUCUGUGUCUUACUAAAGCAGCUUACUGUAGGUGUUGGCGCUCCAAGACGUUUCCUGCCUGUGACGGGUCCCAUAAUAAGCACAAUGAAUUGACAGGCGAUAACGUGGGUCCACUCAUACUGAAGAAGAAAGAAGUAUAACAGUAGCCGUUUAAGAUCGAAACUCUUGUAGUGCUCCUUUGUUGUGUAUAGAAAAGUCUUUGGAGGUUUUAACUAUCAGUACUUCUUGAGGAGUUCUUUCUGCCAGUUAUUUUCUUGCUACACUACUGCUUAUAUUUGACACUUUAUAUUUUCAGUCCUUUAUAUAGAAAUAAAAUGGUCAGGUCUUAUCCUGAGAUCAAGAGUUAUGUAUCUUUCAACAAUAAAGUCAGUACUUUGGAUUUUAAUUAAUUGGGAAUUUAAAUUUGGCUAUUGGCCACAAGUUGUUUCUUUGCAUAUCAGUAUUUCAACAGAAUGUAUAUAUUUUUAAAAAAUUUCCCCUGUUCUGUCAAAUGUGUUUUUAUACUGUUUUGUUUUGCUCAUUUGAAGUAGUUUGCCAUCCUCUAGCCUUUGUGGAAUUCUCCUGUUUUUAGAUGAAUUAUGAAAAAUAUUGCCAUCAAAAAUUUCUGAGGCAAUAAAACCCCUUGUUUUAUAGA
Mesocricetus auratus (golden hamster) is the source of this 1041-nucleotide messenger RNA. RefSeq names its product CDGSH iron sulfur domain 2 (gene Cisd2). NCBI's taxonomy places the organism in Eukaryota, Metazoa, Chordata, Mammalia, Rodentia, Cricetidae. Gene Ontology annotation, biological process: regulation of autophagy; autophagy of mitochondrion. The transcript is spliced from 3 exons. The record is from RefSeq and is a predicted model, not a curated record. Bases 140 to 547 code for a protein of 135 amino acids. Gene Ontology annotation, cellular component: mitochondrial outer membrane; intracellular membrane-bounded organelle. Gene Ontology annotation, molecular function: 2 iron, 2 sulfur cluster binding.